Molecule: messenger RNA, 2441 nt
Organism: Lolium perenne
Lineage: Eukaryota; Viridiplantae; Streptophyta; Magnoliopsida; Poales; Poaceae
Product: small ribosomal subunit protein uS4m
Biological process (GO): ribosomal small subunit biogenesis
Cellular component (GO): small ribosomal subunit
Molecular function (GO): rRNA binding; structural constituent of ribosome
Source: RefSeq, a predicted model, not a curated record
CUGAAAGAAGAUGCGUAGGCCUUCAAUCAUGGUGCAAUGAAUAUCGUAGAUAGAGUGAUUUCGAUCUCAUAUAGCUAGCUGGAGUCUUUCCUUUCAAAGUGAAACGAUUUUCCUUUUACGUUGAGAUAUUUGAAUUGGAUUUUCUUUCACCACUACUAUCGUAACGCACAGAAAACACUGACGUUUCCGCUCGCUUUCAACCACUGCCACUUUACCUGAGCACUGUGACGCAGUCGGUCAAGUAUGGAGUUUCUGCUAGUAUAUCAAGGACUUAUGAGAACUGAAAAGCAAAAAAAACUAGGCAAAGGAAUUCUCAUAGUUCAUUGAAUUAAGGGAGGACCAUUCGUGGGGGGUUCGUGGAAGAGUUGGGUUCGAUUCCCUUUAUACGCGAUGUGGCGAAAAAGACUGAUUCAACGAAAUAUGCCAUGCCAGCUUUCAGAUUUAAAACGUGUCGUCUACUUCCAGGAAAUGUUCGGAACAGAGAACUUUCUCUAAUCCAACGCCGCAUUCUCCGAAGAUUGAGGAACAAGAGGAGAUCCAUUAAAAGAAAUCUUUCUCAGAGAGAAAAUCUAAACAGUAACAUCAAAUCACAAACUACACGAAAGUUGUCCAUUUAUUAUGGGGAUUUACCCAUAAGGGAGAUGCACAGAGGAAGAGAACGAACUUCAUAUAUCCCUUUUUUACUCAAUCAAGAAACAAGAUCGGACGUGAUUCCGGUUCGUCUCCAUUUUAGUGACACUCUUCCUCAAGCAAGGCAGCCGAUAAGUCAUCGAAGGGUUUGUUUGAAUAAUGGACUGGUAACCAUUACUCAUUUGAAAGUUUCCCACGGUGAUCUAAUAUCUUUUAAAGAAAAUGACGCGAGAACCCGCGGUGAAGAAAUAAGGAGAUCUUUCUAUAUCGACAUAUCAGUUGGAAAAAUCGUAGGCAAAUUCCUACCGGCCAAAAUCUGGAGAAGAACAAAAACAGAAUGGUUCCGCUUACUCACAACUCAGAGGGGAUGCCGCUUACUACUCAAAUCCUUGUUUUUGCAAAAGUUGCGUUCUUAUAUGCAAGAAGAAGACUUUGAAAGAACAAAGAAGUUUGGAUCCGCAAAAGUAUGCUUAGGCAGUUCCUUCGCUGAGCACAACAGAAUGAAGAGGAAUUUGUUUCAUUUCAAAUACUUCUUCUUAUUGAAAAGAGGGAAGGAGAAAAACCGAAAUCUUCCUACUCGAACAAUAAGUCCUUUUGUUUACAAGUCUUCUUUAUAUAGUAAUUCGACCUAUUGCUCCGGAUCCCCGUUUACUAGGAAGAUAAGAAUCAAAAGGAUCGAACUACCUACUCAUUAUUCGGAGGUGAAUCAUAGAACACUAAAAGCUGUGGUAUCUUAUGGACCUAACAUAGGUCACAUCCCUCACGACAUAAGAUUGAAAGAUCCAAACCUUCCUCUUCGGAGCGGAAACGGACGUGGCCAAAACAUAUAAAAAAAGAUCGGCCUAGUCGCCCAUAGGGACAUAUCUAUCCGGAUAGAGGAUAGUCUAGAUCAAUUUUGAUCCAAAUCUCUAUCUAUAUAGAUAGUCUGUGGAUAGAGAUAAAGAUAGGGAUCCCUAUAAAUCGAAAUAUAUGGAAAAAGUGCACUUUUUGACUACUACUACUAUUUUUUAUACUUUUUCAAGGAAACAUCGUUUUUCGAUUUUGACUGAAUUGGUCGGAGCGUAGACGAGCAAGCAGAGCCCAGGAAAGAGGUCAGAUCGUCAUAGAGCAGUCGACUAUAAGUAUAAGACUGCUGGCCUGAGAGAAGGCAGUCUCUCUCGGGAAACAUGGCCCAAUUUCUCUUCUUUCUUUUCACACGGGCAACAAUUGGGAAUAAAACAGACCAUGAACAUGAGUUUGAAAUGUAAAAAAAAGGUCUGAAAGACUUAUUCUUUUUUUUUAAGGAGGAUAAGAAAAUGUAAAGAUUAUUUUUUUAUGUUAUUAUGUGUUAUUUACUACCUUUGGCUUUGGGAAAAGUUUUCUACUUUGGAAGUUCUUGACAAGUCCCAAGUGGAGGAGAUUAAGAGGUCAUUAAAGAAUUCUUCCUUUUAGUUCUCUUCGAUGUAUCGAUCAUGCAUUCCUAAACCACAUAAGCCGGGGGAGAUGCGCCCCAUUAGACAGCCUCAUAAGGCAGACAUCAUUGUCAUGGAUACGGCUUUUGAACAUCGUUUUUGAAGACAUCUUUCUAACGUACUCCCAUGGGUUUCGAAAAGGGAGAGGAGUCAUCCCCUUUUUCGCUCAUGUUCCCAAAUUGGGAAAGGUUGAUAGACUCAUUCAAGCAGAUAUAGUAGGUUCUUUUUUGAAUGAAUAUUAAUAUUCAUAUUUGCAUUUCAACAUUAAGCGCGCAUAUUGGGCAAGGUAAUGAUGCCUUCUGUAAUCUGAUUGAAGCUAGUGAUAUCAAAGAUCAGAAUCGAUCAAGUUAUGCAUUCUUU